GAGUUGUGAGUCUAGGUACCAGGCUUCUAUGAACACCCUAACAACACAGACGCCAAGGUUAUCACAGGGGAACAGUUGUUGGCCACAAAUUAUAUCCAAAAUGUGUGGUGCUUUGUUGUAUUCAUACUACAUGUACACUAGCGAAGUUUGAGGAAUGGACUAGAUAUUAAGCUUCUCUUGUCAGAAUUUAACUGUGACUAUAGUGUUCGGACAAGGGACUUCACAGUGCACAUCACGAAUGUGUCCAAGGAUUAAAGUCGGAAGAAUGACUAAGUCGACUUUGAAACAACCAUUACAUCCUGCAAGUUAACCGUGUCUCGGAGUAAGAUGAUGGGACGUCUUACUUUCUUCAUUGGUUGUGCUCUUUAAACAUCAGCCUCGUGGAUCUGGAUUGGAUGACUUGUUAUACAGUUUGCAGUCGCCUGGAAAUAUUAAAACUGGAUGCCGAAGAUCUUGCUGUGCACAUGAAGUACAUGUACAUGUAACUUGAAGCGAGUUGGACAAAUUUCCUCUGAAGAAUUAAGGGAUUGUGAGAAGUGAAACAUCCACAGUGACAGGAGUCUAAAGUUGCUAUGGAUACCCCUGCAUUAUCCAUCUGCAAACAUCUCUGCUCAUCCAUUGAUUCUGUUGCCCGUCGGCCUUCAUUCGUUGGGAGGCAGAUAAAGGGUAUAAUGUAGCUGACAUUGAUAAAUAACUUAGCAGAGAUAUCGUCGUGCCGCAAUACUAAUACAGGCUAUAAGACAGCAUCACGCGGAUUAGUGAUUGAUAGCCCACUAAGUGGCCGCCAUUUUGGAAUAUGUCAUGGUGAUAUGAAUCUCCCAGCAACCACUCUGUCACAUGAUCCAACCUGUGCAAUCUGAACACCUGAUUGAAAUGGCCAAUUCACAGGGUAGACAAGCCUCCGGGGUAAACUUUAACUGCUCGACGUGCCCAAAACCUAAUUUCAUUUUGUGAGAGUCGAGAUGCAACUUUUGGUGCCAGAUGUCGUAUGGAGUGCCACUUACCUAUACACCCCAGCCGAUCCAACCCUCUUUCGUUUUUCCGUGUUUGGUAAACGAGUACAUGAUUAACUUGGUAUAUUGACGUUUGACUUUUGUCUCACAUCUGUACUGUCAAUUGCUCGAGAGUGUGCUGCUGCGGCUGCAAAAACACACAUUUUUUUUAUUCAAAGGCACUUUGUUGAAAGCACGUCGUAUACAAAGAUCGAUGGGAGCUUUUAACUUGGAUAAACAUUACACCGAGGAAAUGUACACAUGCGAUCGGAAUCUGUGAAAAGAGCGGAGCUUGAGUAGUUUAUCAGUAAUAUGAAGUUAUGAAAGGAGUUGGCUGGUCGUGUUCAUUGCUAGGUGACUGAAGAUAUGCAAACAAGAUCAGUAACGGAUAACGUCGACAGUGAUAGAUCAGCAGAGAUUGCUUUAUCAGCGUUUUGCUUAUGACUGAAAAUCUAACUGGAUCAUCAGACAUUACUGUUUUGAUUGAAAGAAUCGAGUCACUUCGUCAGCACAUAUGGAAAACUGACUGCGAUUGUUACGAGGAGGAUUGGAAAUUAUGUUUUCGCAAAGAAAGAACCAUUGUCGAUCUGUGUCGUCCUCGGCAAUGGGAUUGAACACGUUGUCGGUAACUCCGGCGUUGACGGCACGGAGCGUGAAUUCCUGGGUGCCGUCUACCCGGCCAGAAUCCGCCAGGCCCCGGCAACCAUCUCGCAGCUUCUCCGCUGAAUCCCUGCACGUGAUCCCCCAGACCUUGGACAUCGAGUCGCAGUUCCAGGUCGUCCUGGGGAAGUGUCUCUUCGACAAAGCGGUGCAGAUUGCCGAGGAGGGGCAGCUGGGAUCCGCCCGUGGUUCCCCGGUGAGACCGUACAGUGCUUCACCUUGCAGCUCGCGACCGGGAAGUAGCUACGGGUCAUCAGGAACGAAUUCCCCCAUGCUCGACGACAGAACCACGCUCAAACUCCGCCCGACGCGGUGUACCUCCCCUCUCGUUAAAGGAAGCCGAUCGUUUGAUUCCUACAUCAACAAAGGUUCCAUCGACCAACUUGCCGUGGCCAAGACACGAGGAACCAUCGAGUCUCCCAAACCCAGCAUCUACCGCUACCUGCGUCGAGUCAAGACCGCCUCGGAUCAAAACCUGAACGAUUUCUCGCUCAAGGCCGAAUUCACGGACAAAGUAAGGGAGGGCGAUCGAGAGCAGUACUGGAGGAGGAAAAAGGAGGAGAAGAUCAUCGAAGAAGAGACGAGGGAGAGGAAAAGAACAGAAAAAGCCGAGAUGAUGAUCAUCCUGGAAGACAUGAAGAAGGACUACGAGGAGAGGAAAGUGAAAGAAGCUCUGGAACUCCAGAGACUUCAGCUGGAGGCCGAGAGAAUUGCCAAAGAGAAAAAGGAGCAGGAACUCGCACUGUUGGAAAACACUGAGAAUCAAAUCAACGCGGAUGACAUCUCGGUGGUCUCAAGCAGCUCCAAGAGCAGCAAAAAGAGAUCCUCGAAGAAAGGAAAAGCUUCCAAGAAAGAUAAGACCUCAAGGAAGGCGAAAAGUGCCAGGAAAUCCGCCAAGAAGAAAUCAUCAGUAGCCCCAUCGCCCUCGGAUGCGGAAGGUGAUAGAUCGGGGAGUAACACUCCUCAGCCGAUCCUUAAGUCUGACGAGCGGAGACCGAGCGAUGACGGUAGCGGGGAAACCGGGCAAGGGAAGCGGGUGACCUUCCGGGAAAAGCUAGUGAGUACCCGAACUAUCAGGCCGCACAAGCCAGUCGCUUCUCGGAAAGCGUCUCCCAAGAGACCCUUCCCCGGAUCCUCGUCCUCAGAAUCCCGCUCCACCUCACCAACGCCCGGUGGAAGGAAGAAAAAACCUGGAAGCUCGAAGGGCAAACGCGGCACGAAGAAGGGGACCAAGAAAAAGGCGAUAGAACCGACGCCACCGGUUGAACCGCCUCCGGAACUAGAACGACCGGUUCCAGAACCUCCCCCUCCGGAACCAGUUGUGGAACCAGAGCCGGAAGAACCCAAGGAAUCGGAGGUGAUCAUUGUAGAAGAACCGCCGGAGUUCUGUCCGGCGGCUGAGUACAGGACUCGUAAACAGAUGGUGGAGGAGUGGCUGUACUACCGAAGUAGUUCAGCAGCAUUUCGUGCCAAUCCACCCAUCUUAUGACAUCGUUAUAGCUAACUUCAAUGACAGCCACGUUGGAUAUGAAAUCACGAUAACAUUGUCAUCUGCCUUUUCAGUGCCACAAACUUUAAUUGUUCGACCUUUUGGCGAACGGUUUUCGUAUUUGAAACUACAAAUGUAUUUCAAAUAGUCCAUAGGCAAUUAUACCUUGGUGCUACCUGUUAAAAGUUCGACUAUAAAUUUAGCAAAUACAUGUACAUGUUUUAAAUUUUGAAUUUAAACACAAUGCUUCAAAUUGCCAGUGCUUUAAGCAUUCCUUUAUUUUCAUGGAAGAAAUCUAAAACAUGUACAUGUACAAUCAAUUAACUGAGGCACUAAUUGCCAACAGUCUUUCGUCACGGCUCAUUUGUGAUGUACUUUUUGUAUUUUAGUCAAAUACCGCUCUCUCUUUAAAAUGCAGUCAGAUUCGACAGGCAAGCAGUUGAUGAAAAGGAAAUCAGUCGCACUUGCUUGAAGAUGUUUAAAUGCACUGUGUGUGAUAUUGUACUAAAGUCGAAACAAAAUGGUAAUAAUAAGGACAAAAGAUCAUUAAGAAAUUUUAAGUCGCCAAAACCCCCAAUUAAGAUUGGUAAUUUGUAUUUAAAGGGUUCACACGAUAAAAUUUUCUGAGGAACACAUUGUGUGCAACUUAAA
Messenger RNA from Patiria miniata (bat star), 3792 nucleotides. RefSeq lists its product as uncharacterized. Lineage: Eukaryota; Metazoa; Echinodermata; Asteroidea; Valvatida; Asterinidae. The transcript is spliced from 2 exons. The coding region runs from base 1549 to 3141 and encodes 530 amino acids. The record is from RefSeq and is a predicted model, not a curated record.